This is a messenger RNA of Tetrahymena thermophila SB210, 1731 nucleotides long. RefSeq lists its product as hypothetical. The transcript has a single exon. Lineage: Eukaryota; Ciliophora; Oligohymenophorea; Hymenostomatida; Tetrahymenidae. The record is from RefSeq and is a predicted model, not a curated record.
AUGAAUAGGGAUCUUUAAAACAUAUUAAAUGAUAUCUUUUAAAGGAUUCAUGAUAAUACAGUUCUCUUGAAUUCCAUUAAUUAAGAUGUAAAAGUGGUAGCUUAACAAAAUCAACAGAUUAAAGACAAUACCCAUUAGCUUACUAUUCAAAAUAACUAACUUUUAAGUAGCAUUAAAUAAGAUAAGAACCAACAAUAGGAAGAACUUUCUAGCAAUGAAUAAAUAUAGUAAAAUUAGCAAAUUCAACAAUUAAAUGAACAAAAGUUUAUAAAAGAUGAAAUGGCCUAAAAAAUUUAAGAACUUUAAGAAGAAUACGAGGCCCAGCAAAGCUAUAUUUAGCAGAUUAUUGCAGAAAAGGAUGAAUUAUUAGAAAAAAUAUAAAAAGAUGAGGCUGAUUUUUAAAAAUAGAAUGAGUUAAUUCAAGUUUUAAGUUAAGAAAAUAGAGAUAUGAUAUAGAAAAUUAAGCAAUUAAAUGAUUAGUUUGAUUAAGAUUAAGCUACCAUUUAAUAAAACUGCUAACAAUUUAAAAAUUUAGAGGAUUAGAUAGAAUAAAUAAAUGCCAAACUGAAUGAAAGAGAAUUAUAAGAAUAACACUUAAAGUAACAAUUGAUUGAAGCUAAUGAUGAAAAAUAAAAACUUUAAUUGAUUUUAGAUAAUCAUAGUUCUUAAAAUUAAGAUGUUGAAAACCAAUUAUAAAUUCUAAAUGUUAAAAAUGAAAAACUAGAGAAAGAAUUAAAUGAGGCCAAAGAAUAAAAUAAUAAAAUAUACCAAUAGAUUACUAACUAAGAAGAAUAAAUAAAUAAAUUACACAGUUUACUCACAGAAAAUGAAAAUUCAUUAAAGCAUAAAAAUGAAGAAAUAGAAAACCUUAUCAUAAAUAAAGAUAAAAUUAAUGAAGAACUGAAAAUAAAAGAAGAAUAAUACAAUAAAAUUGUUUAGGAUUUGGAAAAUGUAAGCUAAAAGUUAGCUAAUGCUGAAUCAUCACUAGAAAAUUAAAAGAAAAAAAGUGAUAUGUUAGAAAAUUUAGGAAAAAGUUUAGAAGAGACAAAUCUUUAAAUAAAUAAAUUGAAUUUAGAGUUAAAACAGCAAUAGGAAUAGAAUGAAGGCUUGAAUAUUUAGAUGAAACAAUAAGAAGAAACUAACUUAUCUUAGUAAAAAGAGUUAUAAUCUAAAAUAGAAUAAAGUGAGAAAUAAAUAAAUAUACUUUAAAAAUAACUUGAACAAAACUAAUAAGAAGUGUAAAAAUAAAAAGAUUUAUUGUCAGAAAAAGACGGAGUUAUAUCAUAAAACAGUACCAAGCUAAGCGAAAGCAAUUAAUAAGUUGAAUAGUUACAAAGUGAUAUUGCUGAGCUUAAAAAUUAAGCUGAGUAGUUAAACAAUUAAUUAAUUUAAAAAGAAGAAGCUGUCCAGUAAACAGAAAAGUCUAUUAAAGAAGCUGAAGAAAAGCAAAAUAAUUUAUAGCAAAAGCUCAAUGAAAAAUUGGAAGAACAAGGAUAAUUUGUUACUGAAAUAGAAAAACUUAAGGAAGAAAACUAACAAAACAAUUUAAAAUUGAAAGAAAUAUAAUAGAAUUAUGAAAACCAAAUAGAAUAAUUAAAACUAAAAGAUGAGAAAAUUAUUGAGUUAGAGAAAAAACUACAAUGCUAAUCAAAUGAAUAAGGUGAAUAGUAAAUUAUUUAAGAAGAAAAUUAAAACAUUAAUUCAGGUGAAAAUUAACAAGAAAGCGAAUGA